AUGACGGAGAAGAGAGCGGUCAUCAAAAAUGCGGAUAUGUCCGAGGAUAUGCAGGCUGACGUGGUAGAAUGCGCAAGCCAAGCUUUGGACAAGUACAACAUCGAAAAAGACAUUGCCGCAUUUAUCAAGAAAGAAUUCGACAAGCGCUACAGUCCAACCUGGCACUGUAUUGUUGGCCGCAACUUUGGCUCUUAUGUGACUCACGAAACGAAAAACUUCAUCUACUUUUACCUCGGUUCCGUCGCUAUCCUCUUGUUCAAAUCUGGCUAG
Messenger RNA from Oikopleura dioica, 270 nucleotides. The record is from the annotation of a GenBank genome assembly. NCBI's taxonomy places the organism in Eukaryota, Metazoa, Chordata, Appendicularia, Copelata, Oikopleuridae.